Molecule: messenger RNA, 2879 nt
Organism: Argiope bruennichi
Lineage: Eukaryota; Metazoa; Arthropoda; Arachnida; Araneae; Araneidae
Product: gastrula zinc finger protein XlCGF7.1-like
Exons: 2
Coding region: 828-1835 (335 amino acids)
Biological process (GO): regulation of transcription by RNA polymerase II
Cellular component (GO): nucleus
Molecular function (GO): DNA-binding transcription factor activity, RNA polymerase II-specific; RNA polymerase II cis-regulatory region sequence-specific DNA binding
Source: RefSeq, a predicted model, not a curated record
GAUGAGAGUUAUUUAUAUAUUUUGAAGUGUUUUAUGGCCAAAUUCGUCGAUUUCUUCAAGCUUUUCUACAGUUGCUUUCAUCCUGGUUACAGACUACUAUGCUCUCCACUGUUAUUCGAGGAUCCGUACCCUCGGAGUCAUUCUGGAAUGAUCAUUGCGUCACUAUUAUUUUUCCCUAAGUUAUUGUCUGUCAAUAAUGCUUGCCAUCUUUUAUACUUAUUUACACUGGCUAUGAUUUGUUAGAAAGCUGGAUAUAUUCCAAGCAAAACCACGAUUUUCAACUUCAUUUCUCAGUAUUGAAAUAAUCGUUAUGGAAGAAACGGAAACAGCAAAAAUAUUGCUUAUAAAUCAUCAAGAUUAAAUAUAUAAAGAAUAGAAGUUUAACAAUUCCUGUUUGUCAGCCAAUACGAUUAAGGUUAAAUAUAUGCAGUUACCGCUCUACUUUUCGACAAAACUUAAGAUCUCAUCAAACUCAAUGAUUGAGAAAAAAGACUAUUAUAUAAUGCAAUAAAAGCAAGUAGUCAGUCCUCUGAAAAAAAUUUUUAAAAUAUUCUGUCGAUUCUUGUAAAAUAUAUAUCAUGCACAAGCAGCAUAUCUAAUAGAUACCUUUGCCAAUAAUAGUUUUUUUUAUGUUUUAACAAGAUAAAAAUCACGCAGAUCUUUUUUUUUUUUUUUUGCAAAAGAUUUUCUAAGAAGCACACUUUAAUAAGGCAUUUUCUAGCGCCUGUGAAAGAAAAGCCAAUCUGUGGAUCAUACAAUAUAAAAUAUUUUCUAAUCUAUGCACUUCAAUUUGGAAUAUAUGCAAGCUUACGAAAGAAUUCUGCAAAAUGUGUAAUGAAGUCUUUUUUUCGCAGGAAUAUAUGAUGCCACAAAUCUUGACGGAUAUUAAAGAAAAACCAUUUGUUUGUGAUGUGUGCAAUGAAGGGUUCUGUCUACGAGGAAGUUUAAAGAUGCAUUUAAGGACGCAUACGAAAGAUAAUCUGUAUGCUUGUAAUGAUGUUUGCGAUAAAAUAUUUUCUCAACAAGAAAGUUUUAAGACACAUUCAUUAUUUCAUAUGAAAAAUAAACCACAUGCUUGUGAUCCGUGCGAUAAAACAUAUUCUGUAUUAGGAAGUUUAAACAGCCAUUUACGGACGUAUACGAAAGAGAAACCGUACGUUUGUGAGAUAUGCAGUAAAACGUUUACUCGACGAGGAAAUUUAGAGACACAUUUACAGUUGCAUACGAAAGAGAAACCGUAUGUUUGUGAGAUUUGCAGUGAAGCUUUUUCUCGAAAAGGAAAUUUAACGAGCCAUUUACGGACGCAUACGAAAGAGAAACCGUACAUUUGUGAGAUAUGCAGUAAAACGUUUUCUCGACGAGGAAAUUUAGUGACACAUUUAUGGACGCAUACGAAAGAGAAACCGUAUGUUUGUGAGAUUUGCAGUGAAACUUUUUCUCAAAAAGGAAAUUUAACGAGCCAUUUACGGGCGCAUAAGAAAGAGAAACCAUAUAUUUGUGAGAUAUGCAAUAAAGCGUUUUCUCAAGGAGGAAGUUUAAAGAGACAUUUAAGAACGCAUACGAAUGAGAAACCAUAUAUUUGUGAGAUAUGCAGUAAAGCGUUUUCUCGAGGAGGAUGUUUAAACAGACAUUUAAGGACGCAUACGAAAGAGAAACCAUAUAUUUGUGAGAUAUGCAAUAAAGCGUUUUCUCAAAGAAGAAGUUUAAAUAUACAUUUAAGGACGCAUACGGAAGAGAAACCAUAUGUAUGUGAGAUUUGUAGUCAAGCAUUUUCUCUACGAAACUUUUUAAAGACACAUUUAGGGACGCAUACAAAAGAGAAAACGAACGUUUGAAAUGAAUGCAAUAAAACAUAUUCUAUUGGAUGCUUUUAAUGGAAAUAUUUUCUGACGCAUACGAAACAGAAACCUCUUUGUCUAAUAAAGCAUUUCAUGCAAAAGGAAAUUUGAAGUCCCAUUUACCGAUCCAUUCUAAAGAGUAGCUACAUGUUCGUGGUGUUUGUAAUAAAGUAUUUUCUGGUCGAAAUAUUGAAAGGAGAUAUUAAUUCAAAAUUAAAUCCACGUAAUUGUAAGAUGUGAAGCAAAACUUUAUUUCUUGCGAAGAAAUAUGAAAUUGCCUUUAUGGGUUCAUAUGAAAUGGAAAUGUGAGCAAUGAAGCAUUUUCUGAACCAAUGAGUUUAAAGGCACAUUUAUUGACGGAUGUAAAAAAACAAAAAACAUGUUUUUGAUUAUGCAAGAUAACGUUUUCUCGCGGAAAUAUUUCGGAAAUACUUACUGACGCAUACUGUUGACUACAGUUGUGAAAUAAACAAUUCCCCCCCCCUUUUCCUUCCUAUAGGGAAUCUGCAGGCGCAUUUACUGAUACAAAAGAGAAAUUUUAUAUGCACGAUUAUUUGCAACAUUGCUCGGGAUCGAAGAAAAAUUAAAGAAGAAAUUUAGUCGCACUUGUUGAAACAAAAUUAUGCAUAUGCCAAUUUUUUUAAUUUUCCUUUUGUCAUAAUUAAUUGGGAAUUUAAUGAAGUAUACAAAUAAACCGGAAUUAUGCAUCUGUGUAGCGUUUUGUAUAGCUUUUUCCAAUGAUGCAGUUUUUUUGACGGGUUUACACUCGGGCAAUUAUAAGACGUUAAACAGGCAGCGCAUGCACAGAAAGGGACUGAUUUAUGUUUGCCAUAAUUUCAAAAGAUAGAUUCAGGCAUUUCAUGCUUGGCUAUAAAUUGGCGUUUUGGCGUCCCUCAAUUUUUCUUUUCCAUUGUGCAGUGUAUUAAAUUGGGGGAUAUUUGCCAAAGGAAACAUGGUAAAAUAAAAGAAAAGGUCAAAUUCAGAAAACUAUAGAAAAAAAAGUAAUAAAAUGGGAGGAAAAAACUCGCUUCAGAAAGAACG